Molecule: messenger RNA, 2079 nt
Organism: Penicillium salamii
Lineage: Eukaryota; Fungi; Ascomycota; Eurotiomycetes; Eurotiales; Aspergillaceae
Source: the annotation of a GenBank genome assembly
AUGGCGACUCCUCGUCGAAAUGGGCAAUUGUCCUCGUGUGAGCCAUGUCGGACCUCAAAACUGCGGUGUGAUCAUACUAGUCCGAGAUGUGGGCGCUGCGAGCGCCGCAGCCUUCGGUGCGUCUAUCACCCUGCACCCUUGACUCGCACAUCCGAGGGGAUUAUGCCCAAAAGGCUUCGCCCGCUGCGUGAGCCGAAGCACCUUAGCAACCUGAAUAGACUGCUCAAUAACGACGAGACUUGGACGCAGAAACAGGCAUCUGUUUCAGCUCCUGGGUUUCUGGGCCAGACUAGCUAUUCGGACGUUUUUACGGAUAUCACGAGUGGCUUGUCUACUGGGAGGCUGCAAGUGGCUGACCAAAACACCGUUCCCGUCGACCCCAAACGAAUCAAUCUUGGUGCACAAGUCUUGGCACUCUUGGAAAACCUUUCGUUUUACAGAGAGGUUGUCACUAUCAGAUUCAAUAUUUGGAAGGGGUGGACGCUUGGGUGGAAGAUUACAAAUAUGAUAUUUACUGUGGUGGAAGAGAUGUGGGAUCUCUAUGAGAAGGAAGAGACGGACACCAUUCCACGGGCUGUCCUGAUGUCCACAAGGCUGUUUGAGACUCACUCCCGGAACUUCGAGGUCACAUCAUCGACAACGUGGGAGGAAUUCAAGAAGACGUGUUCUGGGAGGUGGGAAACGAUUGGUCUUCUCUUCAUCCUCACGGGUCUAGCCACAGACUUGGUUUCCCAUGACCACCCGGUGUUUACGGAUACCGAUGCAAUGGAUGCAAAGACACUCGCCACAACUGCGACCGCGGUAGGUGAUAUAUGUCUUCAGUUCUGUGACAGCACUGGAAUAGCGAAUGAUCUUGUAAGCUGGAUGUUACUGCAUCAGACUUCGCUUUUAACAAUUGUUUAUGGCGAAAGUGGUAAGUGGUCUGAUCAUUAUCCGCCCAUGAUAUCCACUGACAUAAUUCUAGAUUUCCGACCUUGGAGGAAGCUGGGGGAGUUGUCCACAACGGUAUUUGCACUCGGCUUGCAUCAAGAUUCUAGUACAAAUGCACCAUUCUUCCUCGCAGAGCUUCGAAAACGAACGAUGGUUGCAGCAUUCGCGGUUGACAAAGUCCUUGCGACCUUCCUAGGCAGACCACCACUCAUUAGCUGGCGAUAUUGUAAUAUUCCGAUGCCCCUUGACCUGAGUCUGGAGGAAGUCUUCGCCGAACCUAAUGUUCGCGAUGCUGCAAUAGCCCGGUUGGACGGGGCCACCGGGUGGAAUCAGGCAGGGACCUUGAAAAAGGGCCCGUGGGCUCGAACUGCACUAAUCACUAGUAUCCUCCGGGAGAAAGUAUUGGAGUUAUCAUUAAGCUGGCAGACCGAGAACUUGAGCGAAAGAGUCGAGGAACUGAUACAAGAAUCGCGCCGUUUAAGACAAGGACUGCCGGACUUCCUCCAGUGGAUGCCUGAUGGGGACGAAGCAGACAUUUCAAGAGUAGAGGAUGCAUUCCUGUUCGAACUCUACUUGGAAUUUCUCUAUAAUGACUUCUUGCUCUAUCGAACCCUCGGACAGCGCACACAUACCCAGCCACCGGAGAUCAUCGAUACUUCCCGUGAAGUCCUGAAGGCAUUGAUCCUGAUGGUUUCCAAGAUUAUUCGCUGUGGACAGGCUAUGAGCGGGACCGGUUGGAUACUUUGCUUACCAGGUCUACCUUGUGCCGGCGUGCUUUCGGCAGAAUUACUACGUCAAUCUCGAUCACCAAUACGAGCAAAUUCAUCCAGCUUUCCCCGGUCGGAGAUUAUCCAAAAUCUCACUCUUUACGCGUCUUAUCUAGAUACCAUGAUCAAACCACAUGAGGGCAACUUUCGUGUGGCACAGCAAGGACAGAAAGCAAUUCGACAAGUUUUGGAUCAAGUCCUUUCGGCCGAGCAACUCCCUCCCGUGAUUGAUGAGAGUCAAUGGGGAGGUACGAUGGUUCGGAAUGAUGAUAACAUGCUUGAUGGAGUAAAUCUUGACGAGCAUGACUUGUUUUUCAACUUGGUGGAUGGAGGCAUGCAGCAGAUGUCGGAAUCUUGCCUGACAUGGGUCAAUUUCUCCUGA